GGGAGUGAGGCCGCAGUGACAGCGGCGGGCGCUCGGACCCAGGCUGCCCCCGCCGCGCCCGCGGGCCCGCAUUCCGCGCUCCGGCAUGGCAGCCCCUGUGGGCCGGCGUGGCUCAGGCAGCGGGCGGGGCUGCCCCGCUUCCGGGCGUCAUUCGGAACCUGAGUUCUGAUUGCUCAACUUUCCUGGAACGGAGACAGCUGGCACCAGCUAUUGCAACUCGCAUGUGAGACCCCCGCUUCCUUUUCUGAAGAGAGGCAGCUGCAGUCAGGCGGGGAGCUAGAGGCAUUGCCUUCUUGAAUCCAGGUUGUGGGUGCCCAGCUUGCGGCCCCUUCAGAGGUCACCUCUCCUCCGGGAAUCUGGAGACACCUCAGAAGUGUCGAGGCUGGUAGGGUCUGGCAUGAGUGAGCAGUGAUCCUAGCUAGGGAGGGAGGCAGGGGCUGCCCUUUGUCUUCUCUUCUAAAUAACUUGUAAACAAGACCAUCCCGGUUACAAAGGGAGGAGCUUGGAACCGCAGGUUCUGACAGCACCCACAAUUAUGCUGAUAACUUUUGGGCUGGAGGUGUAACUCAGUGGUAGAGCGAUUGCUUAGCAUGUGCAGGGCCCUGAGUUCCAUCCCCAGAACCAUCACCAUAAGUUUAAAAAAAAAAAAAAAAGUCUAUCCUGACAGCGUUGUCAGGCCCUGGAAGGAAAGAAUUGAAAGAAGCAAGGUUCUCCCAGUGGAGGUGGUGGGGGCGUGUCAGGGACAGUUCUGGGCUACUGUGACUGACUGUGACCCCAGCACUUACUGAAGCCUUGGGUCUCUGGCUUAGGCUCAAACAAAAUAAGCAGUGAUUGGAACAUAUUCUGUUUGCUGAAGAAUUUUUGAGGUCUUUACCUGCUUUGAUUGGCUGAAUUCUCAGAGUAACUUCAGAAUCUCAGCCUUAGGGGUGGAUGGUUUUAACAUACACUUAUCAGAUGAGAGCUAGGGAGGUGCCCUGGGUCUGGGACUUAGCCCUAGGGCUGUGUGAUUUCCAGGGCCUGGUGCCCUUAAGGAGGAUGAAGUGACUCAUCUGCAAAUAUGUUCUGUUAUUGUCAGUGUUAUUGUCAAGUAGUCCUUUCCCAGACUUGUGGCUUAUGAGGGUAUCAGCAUGAUGGGCAGGUUGUGAUGAGUGGGAAGGUCAUCCUUUGGGUAUUUCUUCAGAAAAAGGUGGAAUGUGAGCCUGGAGGCUAGAAUUGGGAUAAGCCCAGGGGCCUUGUAUGGCCCCUGAGAAACCAGUGGAAGCAGUUCAUUUUCCCCACAAACUCACAACAGGAAUAUUGGUGGAUGGUUCCCAUAUUCACCAUGCCCCAGGCCCUGUGAUAAAGCUUUCUAAGCACCACGUCCUCAGCUUCCCUUUGAGAGAUGAUUUUUGCUCCAUUUUGCAGAUGAGUAAACUGAGACCAAGAAAGGCUAUGAGCGGCAGGGCUAGGAAUCAGGUCAAGCCCUUUCAAUUUCCAUACCCCAACUCAAAACCUCUGAGCAGGACCAUUGUAUAUAACCAUAAAAUGUUGCAGAUUUCCUGGUUUUUCUUUCUAUUUAAAAAUUGGUCCUUUUGCGUCAGUUAAAUUUUUGUGUGCGUGUGUAGUGCUGAGGAUCAAAUCCAGGGUCUUGCAUGUGCUACACAAGCUAGUGCUCUAUCACUGAGCCCUUUUUAAUUUUUUCUUGAGACAGGAGCUCACUAUGUAGUCCCAGACUGGCCUCGAACUCUCAAUCCCCUUGCCUCAGGCUCAUAGUGCUGAGAUUACAGAAGUGCACCAGCACAUCUGACUUGGUUUUUCUUAAGCCUGUCAGAGUUCUUCCUUGGCUAGAGCUUUUGCUGUUGGGGAAGGAGGCAGAGGGAACAGGUAGACCUGCCUGUGCCUGGUCCUCCACCGCCUUCUCCCAUCCCCAUAGAGACCGAGAGGCUCUUGACCUCCAAUCCUGGCUAUGGGACCCAGAUGGGGGCUUCACCAGUACCUCCGACCCUCCCAGAAGAGGAAGACCUCCGUCGCCGUCUCAAGUACUUUUUCAUGAGUCCCUGUGAUAAGUUCCGGGCCAAAGGCCGUAAGCCUUGCAAGCUGAUGCUGCAGGUGGUGAAGAUUCUGGUGGUCACUGUGCAGCUCAUCCUGUUUGGACUCAGCAACCAGCUGGUGGUAGCAUUCAGGGAAGAGAAUACUAUUGCCUUCCGACACCUCUUCCUGCUGGGCUACUCGGAUGGGGCCGACGACACCUUUGCGGCAUACACGAGGGAGCAGCUCUACCAGGCCAUCUUCUAUGCUGUGGACCAGUACCUGAUGCUGCCUGAGGUGUCGCUGGGCAGGUAUGCCUAUGUUCGGGGUGGGGGUGGCCCUUGGACCAACGGCUCGGCACUGGCUCUGUGCCAACGAUACUACCACCGUGGCCACGUUGACCCAGCCAACGACACCUUUGACAUUGACCCGAUGGUGGUCACUGACUGCAUCCAGGUGGAUCCCCCUGAGAGGCCCCCCGAGUCUCCCAGUGACGAUCUUGCCCUCUUGGAUGGCAGCUCCAGUUACAGGAACCUCACACUCAAAUUUCACAAGCUGAUCAACGUCACCAUCCACUUCCAGCUGAAGACCAUUAACCUCCAGAGCCUCAUUAACAAUGAGAUCCCUGACUGUUACACCUUCAGUGUCCUGAUCACGUUUGACAAUAAGGCGCACAGCGGGCGCAUUCCCAUCCGUCUGGAGACCCAGGCCCACAUCCAGGAGUGUAAGCACCCCAGUGUCUCCAGACAUGGAGACAACAGCUUCCGGCUGCUAUUUGACAUGGUGGUCAUCCUCACCUGCUCUCUGUCCUUCCUGCUGUGUGCCCGCUCACUGCUCCGAGGCUUCCUGCUGCAGAACGAGUUCGUCAGGUUCAUGUGGCGGCAGCGGGGACAGGAAAUAAGCCUGUGGGAACGGCUGGAAUUUGUCAAUGGCUGGUACAUCCUGCUGGUCACCAGCGACGUGCUCACAGUCUCCGGCACCAUCAUGAAGAUUGGCAUUGAGGCCAAGAACCUGGCGAGCUACGACGUUUGCAGCAUCCUCCUUGGCACCUCCACGUUGCUUGUCUGGGUUGGAGUCAUCCGCUACCUGACUUUCUUCCACAAGUACAACAUUCUCAUUGCCACACUGCGGGUGGCGCUGCCCAGUGUCAUGCGCUUCUGUUGCUGUGUGGCCGUCAUCUACCUGGGCUAUUGCUUCUGCGGCUGGAUCGUGUUGGGGCCCUACCACGUGAAGUUCCGCUCGCUAUCCAUGGUGUCUGAGUGCCUGUUCUCACUCAUCAACGGCGAUGACAUGUUUGUGACAUUUGCGGCCAUGCAGGCACAGCAGGGCCGCAGCAGCCUGGUGUGGCUCUUCUCCCAGCUCUACCUCUACUCCUUCAUCAGCCUCUUCAUCUACAUGGUCCUGAGCCUCUUCAUUGCGCUCAUCACUGGUGCCUACGACACCAUCAAGCACCCCGGUGGUGCAGGCGUGGAGAAGAGCGAACUCCAGGCCUACAUAGAGCAGUGUCUGGACAGCCCCACCUCCGGCAAGUUCCGCCGCGGGAGUGGAUCAGCCUGCAGCCUGCUCUGCUGCUGUGGAAGGGAUGCCUCGGAGGACCAUUCGCUGCUUGUGAACUGACUACUGCCCUGGACCUUAUCCCGCGGACUGCUGGGAACCCAGAUUAUUUAUUUUCAGAGUUUGCUUUUAAGGAUCGGCUCGCUGCCACGCCCCUUGAGGGCCUGGGACGGUGGGGUCGGAUACUUGAGGGGAGCGUAGGGUGGGUGUUAAAUAAACGGA
Molecule: messenger RNA, 3783 nt
Organism: Castor canadensis (American beaver)
Lineage: Eukaryota; Metazoa; Chordata; Mammalia; Rodentia; Castoridae
Source: RefSeq, a predicted model, not a curated record